UAUAAUAUACACAAUUAAUUAAACUGUCGGUAACGGGUUAUAACGAUGGAAAUAGUAUUUAGUUAGACUACCCGUUACUGACAAAUAACGUUUAUUUCAACGACGUUAUUCCCAUCACUGAAACUGAAGGACGAGUAAAGUCCUUUGUUGCAAUAUACAGGUUCACCGUUUGAGGUCGCCAAUACUUGGAUAACAGACGUUGGAGUUGUGUAGCUGAGGUACUAAGAGGAGCAGCAGCAUCAGGACACGUGACCGACCUGUCUGCUGCUGGCGAGUGGCGAUUGACGCGUAAUAGCAGAUUUUUUUUAAUUUUGUAUAUACAUAGUUUUCUAUAUACUGUAUAUAAUGAGCUUGCUGUGUGGGCACAAGACCCAGGGCCCUCGGGAAAAGGUGCUGCCCACUGCUGCUCAUUUAUCUCAACCACAGAAACAAAUACAGGCCAGUGCAGAACAGAUUCAGUUUGCCCAGAUGAUCUAUGAUAAGAAUGACUCAGAUUUUGAGGACAAAGUUAAUCAGUUGAUGGAGGUGACCGGGAAGAACCAGGACGAGUGCAUGGUAGCUCUUCAUGACUGCAAUGAGGAUGUCAGCAAAGCCAUUAAUUUCCUCCUGGAGAGCAGUUCUGACAUGACCUCAUGGGAAACAGUAGGAAAGAAGAAGGCUCUUUUAAAGGAUAGUCUCUCAGAGAGCAAAGAAAACAAAGAGAACAGGGAGAAGAAAGGAGAGCGAGAGGUCAGCAGAGGCCGUCCUGCUGGCACCCGUAAGGGCAAGGCCUCAAAUCGCACCCGCCAAGCACGUCCUGAAGAGAAUGGUGUGGAGGUGACCCUCGUGGACAGAGGUUCCGAUCGAGGUCGAAGGCUCAGAGGUGGCAGAGGUGGGUAGAAGCACCAAAAAACUUCAAGUAUUUUUUUAAUUCCACUUCACAGUACGUGGAAGCUUUAGUACCCAAUUUUUUUAGUAUCCCAUUUCAAUGAAUUUUUUUUGUAUUAAAAGAUAUCACGAUAUGGCUAGGUAAUAAUGUGUGAUUGCUGUGGUCAACAUUGUGAUUUGGGACAAUUGUAUUCACUAUAUUAAAAAUAAAUGGAGUCUACCUCCUCCAUUGUUAAGGAUUGCAAAAAAACAACAAUUUCGAGUGUGUAUUUCUCAAAUUAAAACUUACAACAUCAAACGUGGUUGUUUUAAAGUACUCUUAUUUUCAAAGGCUGUUGUACUUUAUGAUGCAACUGGAAGGUCUUUGCCUUUGG
Molecule: messenger RNA, 1241 nt
Organism: Cynoglossus semilaevis (tongue sole)
Lineage: Eukaryota; Metazoa; Chordata; Actinopteri; Pleuronectiformes; Cynoglossidae
Product: ubiquitin-associated protein 2-like
Exons: 6
Coding region: 346-879 (177 amino acids)
Cellular component (GO): cytoplasm; nucleus
Molecular function (GO): protein binding
Source: RefSeq, a predicted model, not a curated record